AUGCACGCGUUUUAUCAAUGCACCAGUUGUGAUUAUUUCUGCCGAAAAGAGGAGAAAAAUAUCGCUGCAACAUCCGGACAAUCUUCAUCGGUACCAGCAAGAGCCGAGCUAAAAGCCGAAAAUGGUAUAAUCUGUGGUGAUCUCUAUCCAGCACAUCACGCCGACUGUAUACCAACAUCACUGGACUCACUGAGGACGCUGGGCGAGAGUUUGAGGGAUUUUCAUGUGGUCAGAGAUCGGCGAAUUAUUUCGCUGAAAGCUGUUGAUGAUUUUGAAACUGGAUCCGAUCAAAAUUUAUCUGCAAGUUCCAUUGAAUCAACAACAAGCGAACCAGCUUGGCAACCACCUACAAAUGAAAGCACUCUCUGGUUUGCAUUUUUUUUUUUGAUUGGUUUUUUUCAAAUGUCCACGAAAUCCACAUCAACAACAAAGGAGUACAAGCAACAGCAGCAGCAGCACUGUAACUGCAAGCGUUUUUAUGAGGAAAAUUUGGAGAUGUACCAGGAUAUGGUGAGAAGCCUGGAUGAGAUGAGGGCAAUUGUUGAGGAAAUGAAAUACAUCCAUUCAUCACGCAUUAUUCCGCAAUAUGUUAUCGAUGAGGGUGAUGUGCUGGUUGAGGAUGACAUUGGUGAAAUUAUCCCAAAAGAGAAGGACUUACCUUUUUUAAGAAAUCUGAUCGAUCAGACAUCGAUUAGGGCAGCAGAUAGGGGGAGUCAAAACAUGGAGGAGUCGGGCGCAGAACCACCGGAUGUUAAAUCGUCAAUGGCGGUUUUUUCGCUAGAGCUGAAUGCACCCAAACAGGCGGUUGGAAGCGAUGACAGCCAUUCUGCGCGUACAACUCCAAGUAAGAAGCGAAGUUUCGCCUGGACGCUUGUUACUGAGAACGAAGACAAAUUUCGAUGCAAUGUUUGCAAAACAGUGAUCAGGUAUUGCUCCUCAUCCAACAUCAAACGUCACUACAGCAACAAUCAUCCUGAUGUCCUGAAACAGUUUAAUAAUGAAUCAGAUCGGGCAGCGGCCGAAAUCUCUGAUGACAAGCAAUUUGAGUUUUUAUGA
Messenger RNA from Gongylonema pulchrum, 1056 nucleotides. The record is from the annotation of a GenBank genome assembly. Lineage: Eukaryota; Metazoa; Nematoda; Chromadorea; Rhabditida; Gongylonematidae.